GUGCGGCGGCUGUAUAAGUACGAGCCGUGGAAUAAAAUAUCGCUGAUCAGUUUGUUGCCGGUGUUGUCGUCAUUUUAACAUUAUGGCGUAUACAGAAAUAUUGCUGAUAUGCUUGGCGUUCACGGCGCUGUGUGCGGCACAAGAGGACGUGCGGGAUGAAGGAGCGAUUAUUGUCUAUUCACACCGGCUUAUCCGACCUAACUCCGAUUAUGAAAUCAUCGCACAGUCAUUUCAGCGGGAAUUCGACGCGGAUGUGGAUGCCGUCAUCACGACGCCCACGGGGUCCGUUCGCAGUCCGACGGUGUUGCUGGGAAAGGGGGAUCAGAAACGUUUGAAGCUCAAGAUCCCCAGUUUGCCGGCAACCGGCGCUGUUAAAUUGAACGUCACCGUUACGUACAAAAAUGCCGACAAAAAUGCCGAUAGUGACGGCCAUCAAACGAUAAAAAGUUCGGAAAAGAACCUACAGCCGAUGCCCAGUGAUGACAUCAUCCUGAUUCAGCUGGACAAACCCAUGUACAAAGCCGCCGACGCCGUCCGGUUCCGGGCGUUGAUACUGGAUCAGAAUCUCCGGUUAUCAGCUAGCGUCAAGACAAUUACGGCUGUUCUCAAGGAUAUGAAUGGAGAAAGUGUGGAGACAAAACCCGACAUUUCCUACGCAAAUGCCAACAGUCCCGGCUAUUUUGAGGGCACCUUCCAACCGUUGCCGUUUGAGCCGGAGUACGGCAACUGGAGCGUCGAGAUUGUGACAAAGAAUCAGAGUGCUUCGAAAACACUACAAGUGACCAAUUAUCGCUUACCUCGUUUCGCAAUAUACUUCAAUACCCCUGAGUGGAUUACAAAGGACGAUCCCACACUUCCGCUGAGCGUUACUGUCAGAGAUCAAACAGGAAACCCGGUAGUUGGUUCAGUGGAUAUUGUUAUAAAAGAUCCAUCCACAUCUGAAGAUAAAGUGCUGCCAACACAGGCAACGGAAAUGACCAGUGCCAGCCAAACUCACAGCUACAAACUCAACCAUCCCGCGCUGCAGAAAAAAUUCUGCCAAGAGAACAAAGACGGCUACAUCACCGUAGUGGCCAGCGCCAAAGAGCGCUUGACCAAUAAAAUCGAAAAAGCGGAAAAGCGAAUUCCUUACCACUGUGCGCCCUUCGCGAUCACGAUGGGCUCACCGUCGGAUACCUUCCGCGCCGGUCUGGUGACCAGCAUCACCAUCCGCAUUGCCAACCACAAUGGCACGCCCCAUCCCGCCGCUCUGCGGGCCGCCGACUUCACCGCCACGGAAGUGGCACUCAUUGACCACGGCCUGGUGGAGAAAACCCUAGAGAUCACCGAUAAGAAAGUGGAUGUGGAAAAGGGCGUGGUGCUGCUGCAGUUGCGCUGUUCCUCACAGACGGAGAAGCUGCUCAUUACGGUGAAGGUCAAGGACGUGACCAAGGUCGUGGAUGUGCCCCGCCGGCCCAGUAACACCGUCGGCGCCGCCCACAUUCGCGUCUUCGGCACGAAGAAGUACCGGGUGGGCGAUUACGUGCAGUUUAUGCUGGAGUGUAAUCAGGACUGCAAAACGAUGUAUUAUGCGGUUGUCUCCGGAAAAGGUGUGGCAAUAGCGACAUCUGCCAAGAUGACGGACGAACAGAGCGGUCGUCUCAAUUUCCAAGUAACGGCGGACAUGGCACCGUCAUCUACGAUCAUCGGCUACUACAGCGGUUCACAGGGAGUGGCUACAGACAGUGCGGAGAUCACCGUGGAGCAGACUUCACUUGUACAGGAUAUAAGCCUAAACGUCGGUCCCGAAGAUAAACGCCAGGACUACGUUGUCCCGGGACUAGGCAAAAAAGCUAAAAUCGAAGUAACCGCCGCUCCCAACUCGCUGGUGGGGCUGCUGGCCGUCGACAAGAAUCUCCUGCAGCUGGCUUCCGGUCACGAUUUGUCCGCGGAAGAGGUUGUUGAGAAGCUGUUGCGCACUGCGCCGCAAGUUCCUGAUGAAAAUCCGAGUGACGUCGAAGAAAUUCAGGCGGGCAAUCUCGUUGUUUCGGUUUUUGAGGUCGAUGGUUUCAUGCAAAAUUCCGCUCCUGAAGGACGACCGGCAUCAGCGGAACCUUUAUUGCGUAAAGACUUCCGCGACAGCUUCAUGUUCAUCACCAAACAAACUGACAAAACCGGGAAAUUAUCCCAUCUGGAAACCGUACCCGAUUCUAUUACGACGUGGGCGGUAACGGCCUUUGCCGUCAGCACUCAACAACCAAUCGGUCUGACAACUAAACCAAGUGAUCUGCGAGUUUAUCAGGAGCUGUACAUUCACAUGGACACUCCACAUUCGAUGAUCGAAAACGAGACCAACAUAGUCAACAUUACGCUCUUCAAUUUCCGCGCGCAAUCCUCAGCAGCAACCACCCUGGGUUUCCGCUACAUAGUCAAAACCAGCCAACCGCGCGACAAAGCCUUCAACGCAGAUCUGCAAAUAAAACAGCGCAACGCCUUUCAGUAUUUCCCCAUCCCACUGGGACCCUUUAAAAAGGGCGUGGUUACCGUCACCACCGAAGUGUUUGAACAAGGCGGCGGCGUGGUCGACCGUAUUCAGAAAAAAAUCCAAAUCCUCCAGCCAGGCGCUCCCGUGUUCAAAAUCUCUGAUGUAAUCACCCUCUCCUCGGAAACGCCCACCGUGACCAUUCCCGUUGAUAAGAGCAUCAUCCCGGCUAAUGUGGUUCCCAAUUCCAUUGGGGUUAAAUUGACGAUUUUUGGGGACAUGUGGGCGCCCGCCGUGAACCAAUUGACUCUGCCUGAUAUGAGCCGGGAAUUCGAGGGACUUAUCCGAAUUCCCACCGGAUGUGGUGAACAGACGAUGGCUAUACUGAUGCCCAAUGUGUUCUUAGCCAGAUAUUUAAGAAAGCUGGGAGGAAGCGCCUUAGGGACCAAUAAUCGCGAGAAGCGAUUAAAAGAAAAUAUGCACAAAGGGUUUCAGCGGCAAUCAAGCUUCCGGUUGAAGGAUGGAUCAUACAAUACGUUCGGACGAAAAGAGCAGCCCGGUUCAACAUGGCUAACAGCGUACGUCGUCCGGGGGAUGACUCUUGCCGGCGAAUUUGUCCGCGUGGAUCGAAACCAAAUUGAGAAGUCGCUGGCAUUCCUAGACACCAAACAGAACGCUGACGGAUCUUUCCGCGAAGACGGCAGCAUCAUUGACCGACCGCUGGCUGGCGCCAGUGCCGUUGGCAAGGGCGACAUUCUCACCGCCUUCGUUUUGCUUGCGUACCUGGAGAACGGUCGCACCACCGAUGUCACCAAUAAAGCCCGCCAGUACUUGGAACGAAAUUUUGACAAAUCAACAGACCCGUUUGCGCUGGGUUUGACGUGCUACGUGUUCAGCCGAUCGGGCAGCGCCAGAACCCAGGAAUGCAUUGCGAAGAUGAACAACAUGGCGAAAGAACCGUCGCAAGGGAAACGCUGCUGGCUGGACAAGAAAAGUCCGAAAGGUCACGAUCAGCAGUUCACAGCCAAGGAUGUGGAGACUACGUCUUAUGCGCUGUUGGCACUGUGUAACAGCAGUUUUACUGGGAAUUUAACUCCGGUUGUCGAUUGGUUGCUGUCACAGCGAAACGGCCACGGUGGCUUCAAGUCAACUCAGGACACCAUAGUCGCGUUGAAUGCGUUAAGCGAGCUGAAAACUGGUGGAUCAUCGCAGAAACUCAACUUGGAAGUUGUCGGCGUCAAGGGCGGCAAGUAUACCGUCAGCCAGGACAGUCUUGCACCGAAAAGCUACGAUUUGCCACUGACCACGGAUAAUGUGGUAAUCAGAGUCGCUGGGUCUGGCGUCGCUCGCUGCCAGGUGGAAUAUAAAUUUCAAGAGAGGAUGAAGACGAAAUCUUUGCCAACGGAUACACCAACUAAACCCACAACAACAACCACACCGAAACCUACCGGACCGCCAGUUAGCACCUUUGAGUUUAAUUUUACGUUGCGCUCAAAUGAUGCGGAGAAUAACAUACUGACAAUCGAACUUUGCCCGACUUACAUCGGUAACGUUGAAAGUGGGAUGGUAAUGAUCCAGAUCGACGCACUAACUGGCUACGAAUUCAAUCAAGAAGAUGUGGCCGCGCUCAAAGACCAAACGGAUGUGGACAAUGCGGUGUGCAGCAGCAAGUGCGAGUUGUAUAUUCGCAAGAUUGAUUCGGGAAAAGAGAUUUGCCUUAGUCUCAAUCUCGUUCGUCACAGCACCACCGAAGACCCCGCUCCACGCCCAGUUACUGUGUACCGCAUGUACGAGCCAAAUGUCAAGAAAUUAUUGGAAUAUUCACUCAAAGAUAUCAAAGAAUAGCGGGAAAACGUUGUGCUUUGUACAUGUUACAAACAUGGACUGACUAUAAAAUGCAUAAUUCGAACGCAAAUGCAAUGUCUUGAAGUGUUAAUACUUAAAAAUCUUGGCUGCUAUCGAAUUUCAAUGGCACAAUAGUGGGUAAAAAACUGCUUAUUUUCUCCUGACCAUAAACCACUCGUUUUUCG
Molecule: messenger RNA, 4491 nt
Organism: Paramacrobiotus metropolitanus
Lineage: Eukaryota; Metazoa; Tardigrada; Eutardigrada; Parachela; Macrobiotidae
Product: CD109 antigen-like
Exons: 20
Coding region: 83-4306 (1407 amino acids)
Cellular component (GO): extracellular region
Molecular function (GO): endopeptidase inhibitor activity
Source: RefSeq, a predicted model, not a curated record